Messenger RNA from Exaiptasia diaphana, 600 nucleotides. Its product is annotated as mediator of RNA polymerase II transcription subunit 18. Gene Ontology annotation, biological process: regulation of transcription by RNA polymerase II; termination of RNA polymerase II transcription. Lineage: Eukaryota; Metazoa; Cnidaria; Anthozoa; Actiniaria; Aiptasiidae. Gene Ontology annotation, molecular function: transcription coregulator activity. The coding region runs from base 15 to 485 and encodes 156 amino acids. The record is from RefSeq and is a predicted model, not a curated record. The transcript has 6 exons. Gene Ontology annotation, cellular component: core mediator complex; mediator complex.
GAAGACURCCUCAGAUGGAGUAUUUUCUCCAGGGCUCUGUCAGCAAAGACAGCGUUGAAAAUUUAUUAGGAAGGCUUGAAGGGCUUUGUGAUAAUACAUCACAUGAAAGGGAUAAAUUUUCAGACCAUGAAAUAGUAUAUAGUUUGCGGAAUGGCAAUACAUCGGUGGUGCUACGAGCAAGACACUCGCUUGUAGAUCAGGCUGCUCCAUGGUUUGACUAUGAGUUUGUUUCAACUGGCUAUUACUUCUACAAAGGUCACAUGAAAAUAACUGUCAGUCAAAUUUUCAAGCUUGUUGCACCUGGUGAAAUUAAUAACUUACAGCUAAUAUCUGAGUCAUAUUUGGUUGAAGUUGGCUUCUCGACUGCAGUCCAACAGGAUUCAGUUGGUGAUGAAAUCAAAGCCUUUGCAGAACAUUUAAAACCCCUGGUUCACUUAGACAAAGUAGACCAUCGUAAACUACAAACACAAGCAAUGACAUCAUAAAUAACAACCAGUAUGUACAACAUUACAAACACGAUAUAUUAUAAUGUAUUAUAGAAAACAAAGAAAUUUUGUAUCAUGAAAUCUUUUAAUUGUAAAUAAACCAAUAUGUACAUUA